Molecule: messenger RNA, 1506 nt
Organism: Rotaria sordida
Lineage: Eukaryota; Metazoa; Rotifera; Eurotatoria; Philodinida; Philodinidae
Source: the annotation of a GenBank genome assembly
AUGGGAAGCAAUAGUUCAAAAACUAAGAUUGAUGCCUUAGAACGUCAACAACAAGCGCUCAUGGAACAAAAUGCUAAUAUGGCAAAACGUCUAGCAGAACGAGAAGAGGCAACUAAACAACAAGACGAAGUAGGAAUUGAACAAAUGGUCAUGUUGUUCUUAGCAAUGGCACUGUCGAGUGAAACAGUGAUGAAUAAUAAAAAACAAGAAAUAGAAAUUGAGGGUACUACAUAUGAAAUUAUUCAAUUGGUUGAUCGAGGUAAUAUUGGUGAAAUUUACAAAGCAAAAGUUAGAAAUAAGGAUAUGCUGGUCGCUAUUAAAGCCAUGCAAAAUACACCAGGUUUACAAGAAGAAAUUAAAAAUGAAAUUCAUUUUUUACGUUUAACAAAAGAAAUUCCAAUUGAUAAUCAUCCAAUUAUCGAAUAUUAUGGUAGUAAGGUAACGAAAGAAGGUAUUUUUAUAGCAAUGGAAUUAGCUGCUUGUGAUCUUGAAACAUUUUGGGUGAAUCAAGUAAAACAGGGAGAAUCUGAAAAAAUAGCUGCUAUUGGUAUAAUUAUUAUGGUUUAUGUACUACGUGCAUUAGCAUUUCUAGAAAGACUAAAUAUUGUUCAUGGUGAUAUAAAACCACAAAAUCUUGUUAUUGUUCCAAAUGAACAAUCUUUUUGUAUUAAAUUGAUCGAUUUUGGUACGGUAGAAAAAAUGAUAACUCAACGUGCUCAUGUUACAGUCGAUGCUAGUAGAUCGGCUACUCCAUUUUUUGUUUCACCAGAAUUUUUACGACGUAAUGCAAAAAAUUUGGUAUCAAGACAUCUUCAUAAAAAAUCUGAUGCAUGGGCAGCAGGUGUGAUGUUUUAUUUAUUAUUUUGUGGUGAACUACCAUGGAAAAAUCAAAUUGAUUACGAUAAUUUCUGUAAUGAUCAACGUGCUAAAGAUAUUAUUGUUCCGGAUAUUGGUGGUUAUAAAAUGAUUAUUGAACUUUUACUAAAGAAAAAUCCUGAUGAACGUUCAAGUGCUACAGCUACUCUUAUGCAAUUAAAAGCACAUCCAACAUUUGGCAAGAUUAUUGAAUCAUUGCAUACAAAUUUUUGUCCUGUUGAUGAUGUAUGUCAUAUGAAAGUACCUAAUGAUGUUCGGCAAGGUUUAAUUAAAAUUGCACGCCCUGGUCAUUAUAUCGAUCGAUCAGAUUCAUCUUCGAGCAAAGGAUCGCCGGAAGCACGUCGUUCGUGUCGAUAUGGUUCCACAUGCUUGAGAAAAGAUGCAGAUCAUCGCGCAGAAUUCGCUCAUCCGGGCGACUCAGAUUACCAAGCAUCAGGAGCCUCUGGUACUGGAAAAAUACAAUGUUCCUAUGGCGCUAAAUGUUAUCGUCAUGAUCCCAGUCAUCGUCAGCAAUUUAUACAUCCGAAUGAUAAAAGUCGUGAUAAUCCUGGCAAGCAAAAAUGUCGCUAUGGAGACGGUUGUACAAAGAGAAACGAUCGAGAACAUAUGAAACAAUAUUUACAUGAUUAA